AUGUGUGAUAACGCCUAUCAGAUUGUAUGAUUGUCAAUACUUCAGAUAAACGGCAUCAACAAUUUGAAAAUAUAAUCUAAUAUCAAUCUUAAUCCAUAUGACCUGUUAACAGAAAAUUGUCAACCACUUGACCGGACAACAGUAAACUCGGUGGCAGCGAAGAGACAUCAGUGCUCGGUAGGUUACGAACCCUACCUUCCGCAACAGUAACGUAAUUGUACCGUCGCGUCGUCGUCUCAGAUUGUAUGUACCCAGUCAAAACUUCGAAACAAACAGCCGUCGUCUAGUCGUUACAUUGGGGGGUCAUAACAAUCCACCCAAUAAAACAAAAAUUUCGUCAACAAUGACCGGUGGUGUCUCUGUUUCUUCUCGUAGCUUUUACACUAUUUUUAGAGAUUGACUCAACCGUGAGACCUCCCUGCCCAAAGUCGCUUAUGUAUGUACUAGCAAUAGGUGAACCUUCACAGCCACCACGCCGUGGAUUGAGACCGACAACUGCACGCUCCCGACUGUCACUAGCAGAUCAAAUCACUCAGCUCGUUAUAGUAAGUCACGCUGGACACUGGUUUCCAUCCUUGUGAUCGCGUAAAGGUGAAGCGUGUGUUUAAAAUUUUGCGAAAAAGUUAGAAAAAAAAAAGCUAAAAUCGGGACACACAUCCAAAACUUGGAACUGGGGGUUUUGGCGACGCAAACUUGCUCAACCAGUCGGAACUGAAGCGAACAACGCUGAUUAAAGCUAUCCACAGCGACCGUUCGAGGAGCAGUUCACGCAGAGGAUGAGUUGUGAUUGGACGUGAAAAUUUUGAAGGAAAACUUUUGCGGAUCUGAAUACGGGAGUUUUCUUUUCGAAACUUCGCUAUGACGGUUGCAAGUGUCCCUCGGGCUCCGCUCACCGCGGGAGCUACGCCCAAGUCCGACGAUAAAUUAAGCAAGAUGAAGGAAAUUAUCAGUGACACCAACAAUAACGACAUAUCUAUGAAUGAUGACAAAAGUGUUAGUGAUAAGGAUCUCGACCAAUAUAUCAAUCAUUACAACGAGUGGAAGCAAUCUAAAGCCGGGAAAUGGUCACAGGAACUGGUUGAGCGCAUCCUUGGAACAAAGUUUGACGCUGAAAUCAAAUGGAAGAAUGUGGCUAUGAUUGGUGGAUUACAUUUUAUCACGGCCGCAUUGUUCUUCGUUUACGUCUGGGAUUCUACUAUCAUCACAUGGGUGUGGGGUUUCAUUGUUGGAGGUUGCGCCGGUUUUGGCGUUACCGGCGGAGCUCACCGCUUGUGGACACAUCGGGCCUACAAGGCCAAGCUUCCACUGCGCAUCAUCCUGAUGUGCUGCUACUGCAUGGCCGGUCAGAACAGUUUGUACGAUUGGGUCCGGGAUCACCGAAUCCAUCACAAGUACUCCGAAACCGAUGCCGACCCGCACAACUCGAACCGGGGCUUCUUCUUCGCCCACGUUGGUUGGCUGAUGCUGAGGAAGCACCCGGAGUGCAUCAAAAAGGGUCGUCUGAUCGACAUGAGCGACGUGCUGGCCGAUCCGGUUAUCCAGUUCCACGAGAAGCACUUUGUAGCGCUGAAGCUUUUGUUCACGUUCGUCAUCCCGUCGAUGAUUCCAUGGUACUUCUUCAACGAAGACUUUGUUCUGUCGUUCCUGGCUAACUGUCUGCUGCGAAAUGCACUGACCUUGAACUUCACCUGGUUGGUCAAUAGUGCGGCGCACAUCUACGGCAACCGGCCGUACGACAAACGAAUUCAACCGGUGGAGAACAAGGCGGUAUCUAUCGUGGCACUGGGCGAAGGCUGGCACAACUAUCAUCACGUGUUUCCGUGGGACUACAAAGCGGCCGAGCUGGGCAACUAUUCGACCAACUUGACCACGUUCUGGUUGGAUUUGUUCGCGAAGAUUGGAUGGGCGUACGACAUGAAGGAACCAUCGAAGGAUCUGGUGCGAAGGGUUAUUCACAAGUAUGGCGACGGGACGCAUAUCACAACGCCAAUCGCCCAGUUGAAGGAAGUUCCAGAACCAGACGCUACAAAGUCUCAGUAACUAGGAAAAAAAUGCCCGUGUGUACCUUUUCUCACUUCAACACAGUUAGUUAAACUUUGUGUAUGAUAACGUUUUAAGUUAUAAUAGAUACUGCAUGUGAGGAAUAAAGUAUAGUCAAAUAUUUAUACUUCUUAAAGAAAGCUUGUUUGGUCGGUUCUAAACAUUCAUCCUACCUACCAUAUUUCAAUAAAAAAGCGUCUUCUACGAUUAGCAUAUUUUUCAGGGUGAUCGAUUUUUACGACGUUAAACACACCAUUCGUAACAAUCUUGGAUUGGACUAGGCUUCGGAAAAAAAAAUAAUCAACCAACUAACACAGCGAACGCGAAACAGCGUCGUCGUCUUAAGGCAUUUUUGAGACGUCGUUGUCGGUCGCUCUUAAUGAUCUCCACCAGAGCGCAUUAAAUGUUACGCAACAAAUCCAAGAUCCAACAACACAAAAGAGCUCCGAAAAAAAAUGGUUAACGAAGAAGGCCGAGACUAGAUAUCAACCUACCUGUUGCUGUUGCGCGGCUACUAAAUAAGAUAGUUGGAACAAGUUCGUUAGUUAGUUGGUCGCGAUCCACGUCGCGAUCUGUCCGACCACAUUGUUGAAAACAAACACAAAACGGCGAGGCAUCCAAGCGUGGUGGUGACCUUGACGGAGAUGACGAAUGAGGAAAACUAGGAAACCUUAAACGAAAUGCGUUUUGUUUUUGAAUGUUUUUUUUUUUUUAUUUGCUUCAACUCUUUCAUCAUUAGAUUUUUUUUAUUUUGUUUAGGGGAAAUAUGUGGUACUUCAGUUUGUAUCACAACCGUAAAUAUUACAUGAAAUUAAAGUUUCAGUGAGCCAGUGAUUGAAAUGUCAACGAGUAGAUAGCAGAUAAAAACUAGAAACAGCAGAUCGAGAUUGGAAGAUAGAACAUUGGAGAUAGAUAGGAGAUAUACGGUAGAAUAUAAAAGACAGAAACAGAACAGAAGAUAGACAGAAUUUUGCAGAAUAAGAACACUGAAAGUAGAAGAUAAGUGAAAGAGGAUUGAGAAUGAGAAAUAAAAGAAAGAAGAUUGGAGAUAGAGGCUUGAAAACAGUUUAGUAGCCUUCCACCCCCGGAAAAGAUGGUCCGUAGUGCAAUUCUAGUUGACAACUACGAUCAAAGCCGACCUACUGAUACGAUCAAAGCUUAUUUUUUGAGCGUAGAUACCUUAACAGGCAAAGGUCGAAACGUCGCGUCGGGUUAGACGAUAAAUUCGUUUCAAUUUGUCAACACUGCAUAGCACCGAAUUCAGUCGUUGAAGUACGAAGAUGUAAGACAGAAAAUGGAGUAUUGAAUAAAAAACUACAAAGAUAGAAUGCUACGAAGAUAGUAGUUAGAUGAACGGAGAUAGUAGAUAGGAAAACAAAUCUAUAAGACAGCAGAUGAAAAAUAAUAGACAAAAUCUGCAUGCUAAAUCUAAAUAUCAAACAGAUUGAGAGGCAAAAUCUGUAUUGUCUAUUGCUUUGUGUAAAAAGAAUCACUCAACCUGAAUCCUCGUCAGAAAUUCUCAACCAUCUGUCGUCUCAUAGAUCAACCAUUCACCGUGACACGACCUUAUCUCCCCCAAAGGCAAGUAUCUAACGCUCGGCGUUGUAAUAGAAACAGCAAAGUAAUUGCCUAGUGGUUUUAGUGCUCACCAACAGAGCGGUGGGCGAUUGAUGCAACCGAAUGAAUUUACGAUGUACUUGCACGUCAAUAAUCCGCCUUCCAACCGCGUUGAUGCCGGUAUUGCAUCCAUCGAUCCACUAGAGUUAGUGCAGGGUAACCAGCAGCGCAGCUUCAGUUCACUCAGCGUUGCCAUUUGUUGACCUCUCGUCAUGACUUGCACUGAACUCUCGGAGUCAGCUUGAGCCGAGAGUAGGUUAAGCAAACCGCCUGGAAACAAAAGCACAAGAAGAAAAUACAAAAUACGAUCGACUUGUCUGGCGUUGAUUGUUAUUGCACCAUGCGCUUGACCGAAGUCAAGACGUGCUGUAAAGAAGUCAUCUGCAAUACAAUAAACUCAUCUAAUUAAAUGUGUACAUCCAAAUAUGGUGACCGCUCCCUUUUUCAGCAAAGUCUUUAACACCUUUCCACCAAUUUGCCACCAAACUAUCUGUAAACGAUGUGUACAUAAACACAAACAUGAAUGAAUUGCCACCUCAUCGGUGCCGGUAUCCCCUGCUACUGUUCUUCACUGAUCAUGCUCAAUUACACGAGUUUCCAUCUACAGAUCUUCGAUCUCUGUAGGGGUUCAUAGACAAGAUUAGAACUCAAAUUACCGCAACUCGCUCGAUCCAAAAUUUUCGUGUAGAAAAGCUAACAGUGUGGAACGAGCUCACCAAGUUGAUUACAUUACAUUCUCGAAUCAUUUGUUUUCAAUUUAAGUUUCGAGUAGACCGAUGAGAACCGCUUUCCUCUAUAGGAGUGGUGGCGGGUCAAAGGCAUGAAUCAAACAGCAUGAUGAUCGUUUCACGUACCUACCUCCUCCGUACAUAGGUAUUACAGAAAGCAAAAGGGGUGCGAUGCCCCACACCUACUGUCUUAUUAAACAAUUUGACCGACUCACCGAGAUUGUAGCGGCGCACUCGGACAGGCGAUCAUGAUGAUGAUGAUGGUAAUUACACAUCGAUUGGGUCGGUUUGCUGAAUGAGUAAUUUUAUUGUCUUUAAUCACUGUUGUGAUUUUUUUUUGCAACAUUAGGGUUGAAUGGGAUUGUUGAGU
Aedes albopictus (Asian tiger mosquito) is the source of this 4755-nucleotide messenger RNA. RefSeq names its product acyl-CoA Delta-9 desaturase-like. NCBI's taxonomy places the organism in Eukaryota, Metazoa, Arthropoda, Insecta, Diptera, Culicidae. Gene Ontology annotation, molecular function: iron ion binding; stearoyl-CoA 9-desaturase activity. The record is from RefSeq and is a predicted model, not a curated record. The transcript has 4 exons. The coding region runs from base 859 to 2040 and encodes 393 amino acids. Gene Ontology annotation, cellular component: endoplasmic reticulum membrane. Gene Ontology annotation, biological process: unsaturated fatty acid biosynthetic process.